Molecule: messenger RNA, 907 nt
Organism: Frankliniella occidentalis (western flower thrips)
Lineage: Eukaryota; Metazoa; Arthropoda; Insecta; Thysanoptera; Thripidae
Product: folliculin-like
Exons: 3
Biological process (GO): positive regulation of TORC1 signaling; positive regulation of GTPase activity; negative regulation of transcription by RNA polymerase II
Cellular component (GO): cytosol
Molecular function (GO): GTPase activator activity
Source: RefSeq, a predicted model, not a curated record
UCAUGCUUCCUGUCAGUAAGUUGUUUCCGUGUAUUUGUGUUUUUCCUUUGCCCCUUGGUAUUUGGUUGUCACUUGCAACCUGAUGAACAAUUUUAGUUACUGUUUCAAUUCCAUAACUUUACUCGAAGUGACAGGGUACAUAAUCUUUUAAUAGCUAGAUCUGGUUAAAGUGAUCUGGUUAAGGUUCAUGUUGGUUCUGCGAUGACUUGAGAUCAUAUUUAAUUGUGAAAUUACUAUAGUUUGGCCGUUUCUUCUCUUAUGAUAGUGCUGGUGUAUUUUUAGUUAGAACUGAAAAUGUUAUAGAUUAUCCAGUGUUAGUUAACAUUUUGUAAAUAGGAUAUUGUCAAAUAGCACCAUGAACGCCAUUAUUUCUGUUUGUCACUUCUGUGAACUACAUGGCCCAAGUGUCUUAUUAAGCACGCAGAGCACUCGUUCCCACAAACAAGCAAAUCUUAAACGAAAUAAAUUUUAUGGAUUACCCGAGUGUCUCCGGACACCUGGAGAUGCAACAACUUCUUCAUGUGAGGCCUGCCAGUCUGUGAGCAACAACAUUUUUGUUACCUCUGAUCAUGAUACUCAAACAAGUUAUAUCAGCUCACAGCUUCCUUGGCAGUCUGAAACUGAAGCACUAGUUCGUCAAGCGUGUACAAGAAGCCUCAGCUGUGAAGUCAGCCAGGGAAAGGAAGGAGUAUUAGUAUUUAGUGAUGAUUUGGGUGUGGGAGGCUCUCGAGGCUGCAGUGUAUUAAGCCAUACAUUUUUGAUUCGCGAUUCAUUGGCUAGAGGUUUUCAUCGGUGGUUUUCUAUCACAGUUCUGACUCGAGAUAGACUACUACUACUUAAUGUAUGGCCAUUUUUAGAAAAAAAUAUAUCUAUUUUUGUAUCAGAAUUGCAAUCAGCUGCAAACAAG